Melopsittacus undulatus (budgerigar) is the source of this 2105-nucleotide messenger RNA. RefSeq names its product lysine acetyltransferase 5 (gene KAT5). Gene Ontology annotation, molecular function: transcription coregulator activity; histone H4K16 acetyltransferase activity. Gene Ontology annotation, cellular component: MSL complex; chromatin. Gene Ontology annotation, biological process: negative regulation of DNA-templated transcription; positive regulation of transcription by RNA polymerase II. The record is from RefSeq and is a predicted model, not a curated record. Lineage: Eukaryota; Metazoa; Chordata; Aves; Psittaciformes; Psittaculidae.
AGCCACGAUCGCGGCUCCGCUUCCGCCUGCGCCGCCUGGCCCCGCCCACCGCGCUCCGCCGGAAGGGGCGGGGCUAAGAGCGGAAGUGCGCCGGGGAACCCGGAAGUGGAGGCCGGGGAGGAUGGCGGAGGGGAUGGACGUGUCCGAGGGCUGCCGCCUGCCCGUGCUGCGCCGUAACCAGGACAACGAGGAUGAGUGGCCGCUGGCCGAGAUCCUGAGCGUGAAGGACAUCAGUGGGAGGAAGCUGUUCUACGUGCACUACAUUGACUUCAACAAGCGCCUGGACGAGUGGGUGACCCAGGAGCGCCUGGACCUGCAGCGGGUGCAGGGACCCCGCAAGGAGGCCAAGACCCCAACCAAGAACGGGCUGCCGGGGUCACGACCCGGGUCACCUGACAGGGACACGAGGAAGAGCCUGGAGCUGGCGCUUCCCAGCGGGAAGAGCAUCCCAGUUCCACCAGUGCCACCAGUGCCACCAGUGCCACCAGUGCCCGUUCAGAUCACCCUCCGCUUUCACCUGCCCAAGGAGAGCGAGGCCGAGCCCCCCCCGCCCGGCGCCCAGCGCCCCACGAAGCGGAAGCUGGAGGUUGUGUCUCCGGCCACUCCUGUCCCUGCAGCCACUGAGACGUCACCAGCGUCAGUGUUCCCACAGAACGGCUCCGCUCGCAGAGCAGCAGCUGCACAGCCGGGAAGGAAACGGAAAUCCACAUGUUUGGGAACGGAUGAGGACUCCCAGGACUCCUCAGACGGGGCUCCCCAAGCCCCCCGCAUGACCGGCAGUCUGGUGUCCGACCGCAGCCACGACGACAUCGUCACCCGCAUGAAGAACAUCGAGUGCAUUGAGCUGGGCAGGCACCGGCUCAAGCCCUGGUACUUCUCACCCUACCCACAGGAGCUGACGGCUCUGCCUGUGCUCUACCUGUGUGAGUUCUGCCUCAAGUAUGGGCACAGCCUGCGCUGCCUGCAGAGACACCUGACCAAGUGUGACCUCCGGCACCCCCCUGGCAAUGAGAUCUACCGCAAAGGAACCAUCUCCUUCUUUGAGAUUGACGGACGCAAGAACAAGAGCUACUCGCAGAACCUGUGCCUGUUGGCCAAGUGCUUCCUGGACCACAAGACCCUGUACUAUGACACUGACCCCUUCCUGUUCUAUGUCAUGACCGAGUAUGACUGCAAAGGCUUCCACAGUGGAUACUUCUCCAAGGAGAAGGAGUCCACAGAGGACUAUAAUGUUGCCUGUAUCCUGACCCUGCCCCCCUACCAGCGCAGGGGCUAUGGGAAGCUGCUCAUUGAGUUCAGUUAUGAGCUCUCCAAGGUGGAGGGGAAGACAGGGACCCCCGAGAAGCCUCUGUCGGACCUGGGGCUCCUGUCCUACCGCAGCUACUGGUCCCAGACUAUACUGGAGAUCCUGAUGGGGCUGAAGGCUGAGGGGGGGGAGCGGCCGCAGAUCACCAUCAAUGAGAUCAGUGAGAUCACCAGCAUCAAGAAGGAAGAUGUCAUCUCCACACUGCAGUACCUGAACCUCAUCAACUACUACAAGGGUCAGUACAUCCUGACGCUGUCCGAGGACAUCGUGGAGGGCCAUGAACGGGCAAUGCUGAAGAGGCUGCUGAGGAUUGAUGCCAAGUGUCUGCACUUCACCCCCAAGGACUGGAGCAAGAGGGGCAAGUGGUGAGGCCACGCCCCCUGCCGCAGGACACGCCCCCCUGCCGCAGGACACGCCCCCUCCAUCGAAACCACGCCCCUUACAUUCAAACCACGCCCCCUCCAUUCAAACGACGCCCACGUGGUACUUAAGCCACGCCCCUCCCUCAAACCACGCCCCUUCCACCCAAGCCACGCCCCCUCCAUUCAAGCGACGUCCACGUGGUCUUCAAACCACGCCCAUCCCCUCCAAGCCACGCCCCCUUCCAUCCAGACCACGCCCCUCUCUCCAAACAACGUGGUCUUCAAACCACGCCCCCUUCCAUUCAAACAACACCCACGUGGUACGUAAGCCACGCCCCUCAAUCCAAGCCACGCCCCCCUCCAUUCAAACCACGCCCCCGUGGUCUCUAAGCCACGCCCCCAUUCUGUUAUUAAACACUCAGCACUUGGUCCUUUUA